GAAGUGUGUGAAAUCCGCCACGAAUAUUUUGAAAGUGUUAACUAAAUUGGUGUUUUCAUGAAAAGAUGCCUCCAAAGAAAAAAGAAAGCGAUGAAGAGGGCAGUAGAAGCAGUUAAGAACAAGGAAAUGGGAACUCUCAAGGCGUCUAAAGCAUUUGGCGUGCCCAAAAGCACACUGAUUGAUUAUGUAAUAAGUAAGAAAAAGGUUGAUACAUUACUUGCUAUCAAAUUAGGCAGAAAACCUACUUUAACAAAUGAACUUGAAGAAGCACUAGUUGAGUAUGCUCUCGAAAUGGAAAGAAGAAAAUGUGGAAUAUUUCCAUUCCAACCGACAAUUUUCCGAGAUGACGAAUUUGCCAUCCAUUCUUCAAAUGAAAGACAAUCAGUCGAAGGAGAUAAUGACGAAAAUCAGAUUGCUGUGGAUCCUGCUGUUGAUGAAAACUUAAGAAAAGAAAGAGAAACUACACCACCCAUUUCGACACCUAAGCUCGUUGUACCUCAGGAUAUUUGUCCUAUACCUAGCCUAAAGACAAAACAUCAGUCUCCAAGGCCAGGUUGUUCGGGUGAAGCUUCUAAAAAAGGAGGUAAACGUGGUUCAACAGCUAUCCUCACUUCUACGCCUUAUAAGACAGAUUUAGAAGAGAGCUUGAAAAAAAGAAAAAAGAUCACACCGAAAAAAGUUAGCCUGAAUCAAAAUAAAUCAAAACUAAAAAACGAGAAGGAAAAAGUUAACAAUAAAAAAUUGAUCCCAAAAGGAAAAAAAGGAAGAAAGAGGAAGAUAAGCUCAUCUAGCAGUUCUGAUAGUGAUGAAAUUCAAUUGGUAGACACGGAUGACGACAUGGACCAAGAUGAUGUCGAUGUGGAAUGCUUUUAUUGUUCCAACUGGUUCUCUGAAGAUAUUUCUGGAUCCAAGUGGGUCCAAUGCAUGAAGUGUCUGCGUUGGUGUCACGAAGAUUGCUCAGAUAUAGGCAAGGAGAAAUCAUUUAUUUGUGAAUUAUGUUUAGAUGGAUAA
This is a messenger RNA of Acanthoscelides obtectus, 1011 nucleotides long. NCBI's taxonomy places the organism in Eukaryota, Metazoa, Arthropoda, Insecta, Coleoptera, Chrysomelidae. The record is from the annotation of a GenBank genome assembly.